Molecule: messenger RNA, 1191 nt
Organism: Pieris macdunnoughi
Lineage: Eukaryota; Metazoa; Arthropoda; Insecta; Lepidoptera; Pieridae
Source: the annotation of a GenBank genome assembly
AUGUUAAGAUCCAAAUUAACCUAUCUUGGAUGCUUACUUCAGAGAACAACGAACAUUAUAAUUCAUACAAAUUAUUCUCAAAAUGUAUUAAAAAUAACAGAUACGGCUGUCCAAACAUAUUUGAAACAAUUAAUGAUUGAAUAUGAUACCUUGCAUAUAAAAUCUCGUAGAUCAUCGGAAGAGACGAGACGCUUAGACGAAAUUAAACCUAUAGUUCAUGUUUUAGAGCAGAGAGUAGCCUUAUACGACAGCAUAGAAUCAUUAAAAGAACUAACUAAAAAAGAUAACAAUGAUGAAGAAAUUAAGAAAAUGAUUAAAGAGGAAGCACAGAUAUAUCUGUCUCGGCUGACAGAAGUUGAUGACGAUUUAAAAUCAAUAUUACUGGAACCAUGCGUCACCAAUGGUGGUAUUGUACUUGAAGUAACAGCAGGUGCUGGAGGUCAAGAAUCUAUGCUAUUUGCUAAAGAAUUAUUUGAAUUGUAUCAGUCUUAUGCUGAAUAUAAAGAGUGGGAAGUUGAUAUAGCAUCAAUUGAAAAGUCAGACAUAGGUGGUAUUCGUAAAGCAUCAAUGUUAAUGAAAGGGUAUGGGGCCCCUGAAUUUAUGAGGAUGGAAGCAGGAGUGCAUAGAGUACAAAGAAUUCCUGUCACAGAAAAAGGUGGACGUAUUCAUACUAGCACAGUAUCAGUUGCUGUUUUACCACAAGCAACUGAGAUGGAGCUUGAUAUCCCAGCAAAAGAUAUCAUUGUUGAAACUAAAAGAGCCAGUGGUGCUGGGGGUCAGCAUGUGAACACAACGGAUAGUGCAGUCAGACUUAUCCAUACUCCUACUGGUACUACAGUUGAAUGUCAAGAAGGAAGGUCACAAAUUAAAAACAAAGAAAUCGCAAUGGAAAAACUAAGAGCCUUAUUAUUACAGAAACAAAUUGAAGAACAGUCCUCAAAAAUUAACAGUGAAAGGAAAGCGCAGGUUGGCUCAAGCAAUCGCAAUGAGAAAAUUAGAACUUACAACUAUCCUCAAGAUCGAGUAACAGAGCACAGGGAGGGUGGUGUAAAUAUACCAAGUCUCAAAAUUUUUAUGGAGGGUGGAGAACAACUGGAAAAACUGCAGGAGUCACUUCUGCGGCAACAAAGAUACGAAAUCCUAGCAGCUGAGGUGAAUGAAUUUAUUAGUAAAAAUCAAAUUGAAAGUUAA